CAUUUUGAUGUUCGUGUACGUUCUUCCAUUACACGCCGUGCAUGUGCAGUGACUCCUCCUUUUGCCAAAGCAUCUUUGACGCUGCGACUGUUUUGUUUCUGCUAGGGGAUUACUUGGUGGAAUUAGAAAGGUAUUCCCUAAUUUGGCUCAUCCUUCCCGUUAAGGCAACUCGCCUCUGUGCGUUUGUGCGCAACUCGGACGGCGUCGUAAGCGCAUCGCGUGGCCCCCUGGUGAGGCAGCAGUUCGGGAGAGCCACCCAAGGGUGCAGCUAUCGGAAGGGGGAGAAGAAAGGAGCAAACGAGAAAGCUAAAGAGGCGCACCGGAUAGGAGAGCGCCAUCACACCAGAGAAGCGAACGUGAAUACGGUGUAGUAGGUCUCCGCUCCCCACCUCAUCUGACGGCUUUUCAUCUGACGGCGUUUCAUCUGACGGCUUUUCAUCUGACGGCUUUUCACCUGACCGCUUUUCAUCUGACCGCUUCUCAUCUGACCGCUUCUCAUCUGACCGCUUCUCAUCUGACCGCUUCUCAUCUGAUUGCUCCCCCCCCGCGCACGAUGCAACGAAGCAGCAACGAGGGCCUGAGCGAAUGGUGCCUGAUCGAGAGCAACCCCUGCAUCUUCAACGACAUGCUGAGCCGGAUGGGCGCGAAGCACCUCUCCGUGGAGGACGUGUACGAUUUGGAGUUCUUCGACGACUACAUCUAUAACAGGGAUGUGGUCAGCGUGGAGCACGUCCUCAGCAUCGAGCUGUACAAAACGGAGAAGGAGAAGGAGAAGGAGCGGGAGGAGCGGGAGGAGCAGAAGGAGCGGGAGGAGCGGGAGGAGCAGAAGGAGCAGAAUGCCGCUGAUGGAAGCACCGGGGGAGGGGCGCCCCCGAAAAGGGAGAUGUACCGAAACACAGCCGAAACGGACGAAAAGUACUACCGGCUCAUAAGAAACGAAAACAGCAUUUUUGGAAUUAUUUUCCUUUUUAACAUCGGGAAGAGCUACAAGAGGAACAAGUUCGUGGAGCACAGUGUGCCAGAGAACCUCUUCUUUGCAAAGCAGGUGAUCCCGAACGCAUGUGCCACGCAAGCAAUCCUGUCUAUUGUCCUAAAUAUAGGGGUAGAACUGAACGAAGAAAUAAAAAACAUCAAAUCGUUUAGCAAUAACUUUGAUAGCUCGAUGAAGGGGCUCACCCUCUCCAACUGUAACUUCCUUCGAAACAUCCACAAUACGUAUAAGCCUCCCAUAUAUAUAGAAAAGGAGAACCUGCAUGACGAAAAGGGAAAGAACAACGACUCCUUCCACUUCGUUUCGUAUAUACAAUUUGGCGGGAGUGUCUACAUGCUGGACGGCCUGCAGGAGGGGCCCGUGCUCAUCGGGCAGACCGGGGGCGCGGACGGCCGCCGCAGUUGGGUCGACCUCGCCAGGGAGCACAUCAAGAAGGAGAUCGACGAGAUAUGCGGGGUUAGCGGUGGUAGCGGAGUUAGCGGCGGUGUGGGUGGAAGCAGCGGUGGCCGUGGCGGCAGCGGUGGGGGGGACGGGCGGUUCAACAUCCUAAUCGUGGUGAAGGACAAGGAGUAUUUGCUCAAAGAGUUUUAUAAAAUCCACAGAAUUUUGUAUAAGAGACUCUUCACCAAGUUACGCAGCCUGGGGGUGAAGGAGGAAUUAUUACUGGACCCAGUACACGAUAAAAUAAACGACCAACUGAGCGAAGAGAUAAGCGCAGAAAUGAACGGCCAAGUAAGCGGCCAAGCAAACGGCCAAGCGAACGGCCAAGCAAACGUCCAAGCGAACGGCCAAGUAAUCGAAGAAAAGUUUAACUACGCGAAUAUCCCCACCGUGGAGGAGCUCCCAGACAAUAUCGGAGAGCUGCUGACCACUUUCCAUAAGUCCCAAUUUGAAAUCAACUACCUGCAGGCCCUUUUGCAGGAGCAGAAGCAGUUGAAGCGCUCCUCGAAGAAGGAGCUGGCCUUCAAAUAUUUUAAUUUCUACCCCUUCGUGAUGUCCUCUUUGAAGCUCAUGGCCAAGCACAAGUUCUUGAAGGAGGCCUACCAGAAGCAGAAGCAGAAGCGCAGGCGGGCCAUCGCCUAG
Messenger RNA from Plasmodium vivax (malaria parasite P. vivax), 2074 nucleotides. Its product is annotated as ubiquitin C-terminal hydrolase, family 1, putative. Gene Ontology annotation, biological process: protein deubiquitination; ubiquitin-dependent protein catabolic process. NCBI's taxonomy places the organism in Eukaryota, Apicomplexa, Aconoidasida, Haemosporida, Plasmodiidae. The record is from RefSeq and is a predicted model, not a curated record. Gene Ontology annotation, molecular function: cysteine-type deubiquitinase activity. The transcript has a single exon. Gene Ontology annotation, cellular component: cytoplasm. The coding region runs from base 554 to 2074 and encodes 506 amino acids.